GGUCAAAAGCCACAUCAGGCGGCGACAUCAGCUGGUCGCAUCAGAGGGAAGACCACCGGCGGUCACCCGUGAGCUGCUUCACCAUGUCUGACGCUGAUGUCCUGCAGAUGCCCACCGGUGCUGUGGGAACCAGCAGAACCAACAGAAGUCUGCGUCUGCCUUCCUGUCUCUCCAGUUGGCCGGCUCAAGUUAUCGCCACGUUUGUCAUCGGACUGGUGUCAGCAGCUCCAGCAGGUCUGCUUCUGGGGAAGACGGUGGUGGUUUUACUGAAGUCUCUGGAGCUUCUGGCUGAAAACAAGCCGAUCAUGGACAACCUGCAACACUACAUUUUAAACUAUUUUGACUCAGACACUGGAAAAUUCACGUCCCACGGAAGCCGCAAUGACCACGUUCUGAACGUGUUCGUGUCAGUGUCUGUGGAGGAGUUUGGUAUCGUGUUGGCAGGUUUAUCAUCAGUUAUCGGCAUCUUUGUUGGUCUAUCCGCAUAUGUCCUAGUGAUUAAAAGAUAUGGUGACGCAGCGAUGGAGAAGGCCCUGACUCUGGCUGGCACCGUGUGUCUGAUGAGUAUCACUGCAUCAGGGUGCAUUCUGGGUCUUGCUUUAGAAACAUUUCUAUCAAUUGAAUCCACUACUUUGGGUGUAUUCUGUUUUUUAUCUUUAGCCUUAUUUAUAUUAAUCUGUCUGCUCAUUUACAAAUGUGAUCUAUACUUGACAUUUAUGUUCUUCUUUUUUUAUUUCCCACUAAUGUGUCUACAUAUAUUAAUUAUGAUUACAAUUGCAAUGACCAUUUUAAAAACCAAAUUGCUUCUAUUAUUCCCACUACUUCCUAUUUUGACUCUAAGCAGAUUCAGACACACAUCCAACAUCUUAAAGAACAUGGCACCUCUUCCUCUGAUGCUGAUCAUAACAGAUGUAUUCAACUUGGCCAAACAGCCCAUAGCUGCUGUUCAGUCCUCAACAAACCCGAACGGCGAUGUAGUCGAGGGGCUUUUUGUUGGAUGCAUCGUUACUCAGCUACUGGUGGUCGUGGUCGGAGUAACCUUAUUUGAGUCUUGGCAGAGAGGCGGAGCAGCAAAAAUCUGUGCUGCUGCUGCAGCCUUGGGUGGAGCAGUUUUAACAGUUGUAGAGUCGGUUCUCCAGAGACUGGGUCCAGGUCCCACUAUAGGAGCUCUGAUGGGGGUGGCGGGGGCAGCAGGGGUGUCUCUGGCUGCAGCGGGGGCUGUAACACACCAGUAUGGAGACGGAGUGAAGUUUUCACUAGGAAAGCUGGGUGAGACGGUGGGAGUAGCUGUGGGAGCUUUUGCAAUGUCAUGUCUCCACAGCGGGCUGUCCAGUACGUUCAUGGUUCUGUUUGCUGCUACGAUACCUACCGGUGUUUGUCCUGAACUGCAUGACUUCUACAUGAGGCACCGAAAGUCUGGUGUAUUUAUAUUGUUUUUAUGCAUAGUCACAAGCAUGUACUUAUUACUAUGGUUAUAUGUUUCCUGCACCAAUCUCUUUGCAAGAAUUGUGUCUUUUUGCAUAUUUGAAAUACCUUUGGUGUACCUUUGUAGCUGUAUGAAAAGAUUAUAGGUAAUAAUUGCUCGGGGGUCAUGUUCUGGAUCUCUGGAAAGCGCCUGACAACAUCUGUUCUAAUAGAUGCUAUAUUAAUAAAACUGAAUGACAUGAUGACUUUUUUCUUCGUGCACCACAAUCCCUGAAAACAUCCCGAAAGCCAGUGGCCCUCCAGGACCUGGACUGGGAAACUAAGCGCAGGAGUCCUGCUCCCAGAAGGUGUUCCUGAUCUGUUGUUGUUCUUUUCUCUUUCCUCCCUGUUGAAAGGGAGUUGUUCUUUCCCAUGUUCGCCCGGUGCUUGCUCAGGACGGGGGACUGUAUCAAAGAAGGUUUUUAUGCAAUCUGCUGGUUUGCUUAUCGAAGCAAUUAUUAUCGUUAUUUUAUUGGCUCUGUAUUGUUUGGACAAUAUUGAAAUUACUUUUAAGGUCAAAAUAGACCCGAGCACAUGUUUGAAAUCUGUAUUUUUUCAUCGUUUCGGCUUUCCUUAAGCAUAAUUAAAUAUUAUGGAAACACCUGUAAUGUAUACGUUGACGAUGGAAGGAUUAAAAAAAAAAAAUAAAACAAAACCUUUUUUCAACAUUGAAUAAAGGUAUAGGUUGUUGUCUGAUGUUUUACAGUCUAUGUUUAUGUCGUUCUGCUGUUGGUGAACAUUGGUGAACAAUUACAGUUCAGUGGGACUCAAUUAUGGUUCAUCCCAUUCUCCUCCUUCAAACAUACACUCCCAACAUUAAUCUGUGAUCAUUGCACAUGUUUGUAACUCUUCCGGACC
Messenger RNA from Cololabis saira (Pacific saury), 2322 nucleotides. RefSeq lists its product as uncharacterized. The transcript is spliced from 4 exons. NCBI's taxonomy places the organism in Eukaryota, Metazoa, Chordata, Actinopteri, Beloniformes, Belonidae. Bases 84 to 1571 code for a protein of 495 amino acids. The record is from RefSeq and is a predicted model, not a curated record.